Sinocyclocheilus anshuiensis is the source of this 695-nucleotide messenger RNA. RefSeq names its product T-cell-specific surface glycoprotein CD28-like. Gene Ontology annotation, cellular component: external side of plasma membrane. The record is from RefSeq and is a predicted model, not a curated record. Bases 1 to 621 code for a protein of 206 amino acids. NCBI's taxonomy places the organism in Eukaryota, Metazoa, Chordata, Actinopteri, Cypriniformes, Cyprinidae. Gene Ontology annotation, biological process: T cell receptor signaling pathway; regulation of T cell proliferation. The transcript has 4 exons.
AUGAUUAUCACACUUAUUAGAAUCUUUAUAUAUAUCCCACUGGGAUUGGCUCUGCGUUUGUCUCAGCCGUAUCGUGUGGUUGGGAAAGAUGGAGAAGUCCCUCUCCGCUGCUCCUUCAGUUCAAAGUUAAAGCCAGAGGAAAUGCAGGUGUCUCUGUACAAAGGUUUGCACGGCCGUGAGAGUCUCUGUAGCGCUUAUGUCAACCUCUCUGAGCCCUACUUUACAACAGAUGGCACAGUUAAUUGCAGAGGGAAUAUUAGCUCUGGAAGAGUGGACAUGAUCAUCGCUGGACUGCGAGGGAACGACACAGACCUCUAUCGCUGUGAGAUCGAGAUUCUCUUCCCACCUCCAUAUCUCAGAACAGUUGGGAACGGCACUAUUGUUUACAUACAAGAAACCCCAAACUGCCCCACUGUAUCCACCCAGAGCCAGAUUCAGAGCCAGAGCCAGACUUCAGAGCGGGAAAAUGUCAAAAAUAAUGUAGGCCCACUUCCUCUGCUUUAUGCCAUCCUAAUCAUCACUUCCUGCAGUUUUAUUCUACAGAUGAUCGCCUGCAAAUGGAGGGUCUCUACAUCCACGACACCUAUGCUUUCACAAAAAGAAAGCUAUAUGAAAUUCUAAGGGGGUAAUAUCUCCGUCUGCAUGUACUCACAUGUAUUCUCACCUGCAUGUACUUGCAUGUAAUUUUCUCCUGC